AUGAAGUUUACGAUGCAGCGAUCUGCCUUGGCCCUUGCGCUUCUCGGAGCGUCUGCUGGCGCUAUCAAGGUUGACUUCACCAGCGAUGAUUCAAUCAAAGCUGGUGCGAGCACAAUUGCGUAUGGGCUUGUCAAGUACUAUAACGGCAAUGAGACGGGCCAGGUCCCAGGCACUCUCCCACAGCCGUAUUACUGGUGGGAAACGGGCGCUGUGUUUACAACCUUGAUCGAUUACUGGGCCCAGACUGGCGACAACACUUACAAUGCCUUGACGUCCCAGGGCCUGCUAUUCCAGGUGGGCCAGGGCAACGACUUUCUCCCGGCGAACGAGACGCUCUCUGAAGCCAACGAUGACCAAGGAGUGUGGGCUUUGGCCGCCUUGGCCGCCGCUGAGAAUGGCCUGGCCGGCAGCCAGCCGAGCUGGCAAGAGCUGGCCAAGAACGUGUUCAACGAAUUUGUUGCGCGAUGGGACCCCAAAUGUGGUGGUGGUCUUCGAUGGCAAAUUGCCGCAGUCAACGCGGGCUACAACUACAAAAACUCGGCCGCCAACGGCGUCUUCUUUGAUCUCGCAGCCAGGCUGUUCCAGCAGACGAAUAACAACACGUACUCUCAAUGGGCGACCAAGGUCUUCGAAUGGGAGCAGAAAGCCGGCCUCAUUUCGGACUCGUAUCAGGUAUUCGACGGCGUCAUGGUGGAAUCCUGCAGCAAGGUGGACAAGAUGCAAACCAGCAUGAGCACGGCGCUCUUCCUGGACGGCAGUGCGGUCAUGUACAAUGCCACGUCGUCGUCGGACUGGAAGACGCGAGUGGAUGGACUGGUCAAGGACGUGCAGGCAACCUUUGUCAAGGACGGCGUUCUGUACGAGUCUGCGUGUGAGGGGGAGGCGCUGUGCACUGUUGACCAGCAAAGCUUCAAGAGCUUCCUCAUUCGAUCACUCAAGGCCACGACGCAGCAGGCUCCCUACACGGCUGCUACUAUCCAGCCCCUGCUCCAGUCGACUGCACAGGCUGCUGCCCAUAGCUGCAGCGGAUCGGUUGACAAGAAGGAAUUUGCGGGACAACCUGGAACUGCUUGUGGCUUCUCCUGGGUUGGAAACGCCGCCUUUGAUGGAAAGGCCGGGGUUGGAGAGCAGAUGAAUGCCCUCUCUGCCCUGACGGCGCUGCUUUCCAAGGCCCCCAGGAGCCAGAUAUUCCCCAGCAACUCCAGCAACUCGACGAGCUCUGCUGGCCCGACCCAGCCCAGCAAGACGUCUGGAUCGGGCACCCCUUCCGUCAGCCCGAAGAGCCCUGGCAACAAAGUUGCUGCGAACCUCCUGACGGCAUUGGCUGUAUUUGGUGGCGUUGCGUAUGGACUUUGCUAA
This is a messenger RNA of Trichoderma asperellum CBS 433.97, 1359 nucleotides long. RefSeq lists its product as uncharacterized. Lineage: Eukaryota; Fungi; Ascomycota; Sordariomycetes; Hypocreales; Hypocreaceae. Gene Ontology annotation, biological process: carbohydrate catabolic process; fungal-type cell wall biogenesis. The record is from RefSeq and is a predicted model, not a curated record. Gene Ontology annotation, molecular function: mannan endo-1,6-alpha-mannosidase activity.